This is a messenger RNA of Aspergillus nidulans FGSC A4, 1302 nucleotides long. RefSeq lists its product as uncharacterized. The record is from RefSeq and is a predicted model, not a curated record. The coding region runs from base 1 to 1302 and encodes 433 amino acids. The transcript is spliced from 2 exons. NCBI's taxonomy places the organism in Eukaryota, Fungi, Ascomycota, Eurotiomycetes, Eurotiales, Aspergillaceae.
AUGGCUCAUCUGGAGGAGAAGCUGGACCGUCCCGAUGGAUCCGCACUUACUUGGAUUCUCGACCAUAUUCUCCGGUAUCCAGGGACCUACGAGAUCCCCCUCCGGACAAUGUAUGCACUGAACUGCAACAAUACGAGACAAUCAGUGCCUGGCACUCAGCUUCCCGAGACGGCGUUUGCACGUCGACCGUCGUCCCCCAAAUCCUCUGCCGCCGAGGACCUUCGUGCACAACUGACUCACCAAAUCUCCCGAUUACCCUCCCAGCCAUGCUCAUUGCCGCCGAGCUUUGUUACAUCCUUUCUGCGCCGCUGCUUCUCCCCACAGCUCGAAGAUGUCGAUUUCCCUCAAGCUCUGACUGGUCUGGACUACCUCAGAGACCUUGAAACUCGACGAAAGAAGGAAGUCGCUGCAGCGUUACAGAGACUGGGCCUCCACCCAGAAAAUUCUCGGCAGGAUCCGGAAUAUCUCAAGAAAUAUCCUUGUGUCGUGACUUGGCUCGAAUCCAUUAAAGCCAAGGGUUCCAAGGUGGAAAAGCUCUACGCGGAGAUUUAUAUUGGCUUGCGCCGAUGGACUCUGCUGAAUGAGAUGCUUAUGGAACCCCUGAACAAGGCGAAUUGCAUGGCUAUGCUCAACACCCUCUUUCCUCCCGUCACCGAAGCUACCGUCACCCCCACUCCAUAUCUUACUCCGCACAUCCUCAAAGCGCAUCGUGACGGCUUCUUCCGGUACAUCUCCCAUAUUGAAACAAACGGCAGACAUAUCCUCGACAAGGUCAUUGCGCAGGGUGCACCAGAGGGCGAGAGCACUGGCUGGCCCCUUGUCAGAAAUGCCCUAGACGAGUACCUUAGGAGGACUAACGAAAUGAUCGAUGAAUGCUCCAUGAUUAAUGGUCCGGCCAGCUUGGAUGAGGGAUUAGGUUCUACGUCGUCGCGAGGACACAAAGGCCGAAAGGCUGAUUCCGGCAUUAGUUUUGCCUCGAUACUGGGGGAAAGUGCCACCCCUUCCAUAUCCAGCAACAUCAGCAAUGAGGAUAUCUAUGAGAAACCGCUGCCACCUUCCCCCCGGGGCCACAAGAUGGGUGGCUCCACGCUUGAGCGGCUGGCCCGCGAGCUUCGAAAACUCAGCGACGGCGGCAAAGCAAAGGGCCUCCGGAAGAUGAAGUCUACAAAUACCCUUAGCCGCACUGAGACAAUGUCGCCCACAAACGAGGAAUCCUUUUUUGAACUCGACGAACAGAAACGACGCCGAUUGGCUUGGGCACACUCGAAGCAUUCAAGCGCAAGCUCAUCACGAUUUGACUAA